AUGGGCGGCGCACCCCCCUCCCCCCUCGAAUCCUCCCUCCGAAAACUCCUCACCCCCGAAUUAUUCUCCCGCCUCGUCACCAACCGCCUCCCCUACCCCCCCCAAUCCCCCAUCAACUUCUCCCACUUCGCCAACACCAUAUUCCUCACCGACCCUUACUCCCCCUUAGUCUCCCCCCAGGCCUGGCCCGCCCUCCUCGCCCUAUCCCAGCAACCCCUCUCCUCCAUCCCCGACCUAGCAACCUUCCUCCCACCCCCCUCCUCCCCUUCCUAUCCCACCCAAACCCUCGGCCUCCUCCUCCUCCUCGACCACAUCCCCCGCCUUCUAUUCCGCGGCAUCGACCAGCGCUACACCUACUCCUUCUUCUCCCACCUCUCCCAAUCCCUCGCCUUGUCCUGGCACUCCCUCCCCUCUCACCUCCGCCCCGACUCCUACGCCCGCUGGAAGCACGAGCAGAACGUCGCCCUGGACUACUGGAUCGCUGUCCGGUUCUGGUUCGCUACACCGUUCGUCCAUUCCGAAAAGCCGGAACUGCAGGAAAUCGCCAUAACCCUCACAGAAGAAACCCGCGCGACAGUGGAGAAGGAAACCGGGUCGGCUGACCCUUACCGCCAGGAACGCGACGAGAUACUAGCCGACUCGUACGCUUUUCCCAGGGUCUACAACGCCGGACCGCCGCGGGGGGAUCAGGUGACGAGAGAGAGCUUCACGUGGUGGAUGGGCAUGUUGUUCGACGUCCACAAGCCGAUCGUCGACCGGUUUGGGAGGUACCCCUAUCUCAAUGGGAUAACCGGGCGGGACGCAAACGACGGAGAAGAAAAGUGGUUGGAGGAGAUCAACCACUUUGCCGAGGCGGACGAGGAGAGCGUUAGGCGGGUGAGGGAAGAUGUCAAGGCCGGACGGUGGUCACCGUUGGGGACUGACACGCCUCGCUGA
This is a messenger RNA of Podospora pseudocomata, 936 nucleotides long. RefSeq lists its product as uncharacterized. The record is from RefSeq and is a predicted model, not a curated record. Lineage: Eukaryota; Fungi; Ascomycota; Sordariomycetes; Sordariales; Podosporaceae. Gene Ontology annotation, molecular function: protein binding. The transcript has a single exon. Bases 1 to 936 code for a protein of 311 amino acids.